Molecule: messenger RNA, 1456 nt
Organism: Lobosporangium transversale
Lineage: Eukaryota; Fungi; Mortierellomycota; Mortierellomycetes; Mortierellales; Mortierellaceae
Product: Thiolase, N-terminal domain-domain-containing protein
Exons: 4
Coding region: 104-1366 (420 amino acids)
Biological process (GO): fatty acid beta-oxidation; phenylacetate catabolic process
Cellular component (GO): peroxisome
Molecular function (GO): acetyl-CoA C-acyltransferase activity
Source: RefSeq, a predicted model, not a curated record
UUUCCUCUCUUUUCUUUUCCUUCUUUCUUUUUUCUUCAUCUUUCUCUCUCCUCUCUAUUCUCCUUUCACCUUCAUCUAUAAACACCCACAUCUAUCCAACACAAUGUCUUCCCGCCUUGCUCAGAUCUCUUCUCACUUGACUGUUCAGCCUACCUCGGCUGCUUCUUCCUCUAUCCAGACAAAGAUCGGUGUCAAGUCUCCUGAUGAUGUGGUCAUUGUCGAUGCUGUCCGCACCCCCAUGACCCGUGGCAAGAAGGGUGGCUUCAAGGAUACCGUUCCUGAGGAUCUUUUGGCCGCUGUCCUCAUUGCCAUCAAAGACCGCACCAAGAUCGAUCCUGCUCUUGUUGAUGAUAUCUGCGUCGGCAACGUUCUCCAGGCUGCUGGUGGUGCCACUGUCUCACGUAUGGCUGCUCUCUAUGCCGGAUACCCUGAGAAGACCUCGAUCUACACCACCAACCGUCAGUGCUCCUCUGGAUUGCAAGCUGUUGUCAACAUCGCUACCCACAUCCAGGCUGGUUUGAUCGAUAUCGGUAUUGGCGCUGGUGUCGAGUCCAUGACCAUGGGUUACGGUCCUUCUGCUAUGGCCUCCCAGACCUCCGAGAAGAUUCCUGAUGCUUGCGACGCUGCUGCUGACUGCCAGCUCCCCAUGGGUAUCACUUCCGAGAACGUCGCCUCAGAGUUCAACGUCACCCGCCAGAAGCAGGACGAGUUUGCUGCUCUCUCCUUCGCCAAGGCUUCAAAGGCUCAGGCCGAGGGCAAGUUCGACAGCGAGAUUGUCCCCGUCAAGACUAUCAUCAAGGAUGCAGAGGGUAACGAGAAGGAGAUUACUGUCAGCAAGGAUGAUGGUAUCCGUGCCGACACCACUCUUGAGAAGCUUGCCAAGCUCCGUCCUGCUUUCGAUGGUGCCACCACCGCCGGUAAUGCCUCUCAGGUCUCUGAUGGUGCCGCUGCUGUUCUCUUGAUGAAGCGCAAGACUGCAGAGAAGUUGGGUCUCCCCAUCCAGGGCAAGUACAUUUGCUCCGCUGUUGUUGGAUGCGCCCCCAAGAUCAUGGGUAUCGGCCCAGCCGUUGCUAUCCCAGCUGUCUGCGAGAAGGCUGGUGUCAAGAUCCAGGACAUUGAUGUCAUUGAGUUGAACGAGGCUUUCGCUUCCCAGGCUGUCUACAGCAUCGAGAAGUGCGGUUUGGAUAUCAACAAGGUCAACCCUGUCGGAGGUGCCAUUGCCAUGGGUCAUCCUUUGGGAUGCACUGGUGCUCGUCAGAUCGCUACUCUCCUCCCCGAGUUGAAGCGCCAGAACAAGAAGCUCGGUUUGACCACCAUGUGCAUUGGUACUGGCAUGGGUAUGGCUGCCAUCUGGGAGAGGGAGUAAAGAACCUUAGAAAAAAAUAUUAGCCUAGCUUUAAAAAAAACAAUAACCAUCAAAUAAUAGAGUUUGUAUAUAAUAUUAAAUAAAAAAAAG